This is a messenger RNA of Ochotona princeps (American pika), 1704 nucleotides long. RefSeq names its product insulin like growth factor 2 (gene IGF2). The transcript has 4 exons. Bases 1137 to 1685 code for a protein of 182 amino acids. NCBI's taxonomy places the organism in Eukaryota, Metazoa, Chordata, Mammalia, Lagomorpha, Ochotonidae. Gene Ontology annotation, cellular component: extracellular region. Gene Ontology annotation, molecular function: growth factor activity; hormone activity. The record is from RefSeq and is a predicted model, not a curated record.
GCCAGGCCGGCGCCCGGCCCCCCCCUUCCGGCCGCCCCCUGCCGCCUGGCCCACGCCCGCCCGCGCUCGGCCCGCCAGCGCCUCCAUCGGGCUGGCGGCCCCGCGUCGACGUCGCCCGCCGCCUCGCUGCUGACUCCCGUUCCGGGCGCCGUCGGCGGGGCCGCGCUCCGCCGGGCCUGCGGAUCCCCAGCCGCCUCCUCGUCCAUCUACCUCAACGCCCGUCCCCGCUUCGCCCGAGGAGGCGGUCCCCCCCGCAGGCAGUCCGGCUCGCAGGCCGCCGGCGUGGUCAUCCCCCCCGCGCGCUCCCCGUCCCGGCCCUCCCCCGGCGCACUGCCGCGGACCCGCUCCCUCUCCACGCUGCGCCCCGAGCGGUCCCGGCGCCGCCACCGCUGCGCCCUCCCCGAGGCCCGGGCUCACGACGGCAGAGGGCUCCGUCGGCCCUGACCGAGCUGGGUGCCCGCGCCCGGGGAAACCUUCUCCUCUCCGUCCCCCUCCGCACCGUCCCCGGCCCCCCGACGUGGCGCCCUGCCCUUGGCUUCUCUGGGCACCCCAUUCCCUCUCUACUGCCUCUCACCCCGGCCCCCGUCUUCUCCCGCUGCCUUCCCUUCGCUCCCUCCCGGCCCCCCCAGCCCCGCGCCUCCGACGCCCUCCCCACUCCACGUCCGCCCCCUGCCCCCGCCGGCCCCACGCGGGCCGUUUCUUGUUCUGUUUCUCUUGUAGCUGUCCUCACCCGCUGUGCUCCUGCCCGCCUCUCGCUGUCCCAUCUCCAGCUCUCGCCCCGCUCUUCGGCCCCCCCCCCGCUUACGUUCACCCUGUCUCUCUCUCUGUCUCUGCCCCCUUCUGUCCUGCGUACAACAGGUGACCUCAUUUCCCGACACCUUUUCCCCCCUAAAAAGUACAACAUCUGGCCAGCCCCAGCCCCAAGACGGCCCGUCCUCCCUAAGCGACGAGAAGCAGUCCCAUCCCCACCACGAAGCCAUCUCCCCGUUCGGCCCCGUCGCCCAUUCGGCCCCCGCGACGCGUUCCCGAGCGGCGCUGGCAGAGGAGUGCCGGCAGGAGGGCCAGGGCCCGCUGUCCGGUUCGCGACACGCAGCAGGGAGGUGGGCGGUGGUGGUGCCGGCUUUCAGCAGGCACCGAUGGGGAUCCCCAUGGGGAAGUCGAUGCUGGCGCUUCUCACUUUCUUGGCUUUUGCCUCGUGCUGCAUUGCUGCUUACCGCCCCAGCGAGACCCUGUGUGGCGGGGAGCUGGUGGACACUCUCCAGUUUGUGUGUGGGGACCGCGGAUUCUAUUUCAGCCUUCCAGGCCGGCCAGCCAGUCGCGCGACCCGCCGCAGCCGUGGCAUUGUGGAGGAAUGCUGCUUCCGUAGCUGUGACCUGGCCCUCCUUGAGACCUACUGUGCCACCCCCGCCAAGUCCGAGAGGGAUGUGUCUGCCUCUACGACCGUGCUUCCGGACAACCCCCCCAGGUACCCCGUGGGCAAGUUUUUCCAAUAUGACACCUGGAAACAAUCCGUGCAGCGCCUGCGCAGAGGCCUGCCUGCGCUCCUGCGUGCCCGCCGCGGUCACCAGCUGGCCAAAGAGCUGGAUGCCCUCCGGAAGGCCAAGCGUCACUGGCCUCUGCCAGUCCAGCCCGAAGACCGCACCCACGGGGCAUCCUCUCCAGAAAUUCCCAGCCAUCAGAAGUGAACCAAAUUGUGAUUCUGCA